This is a messenger RNA of Drosophila gunungcola (fruit fly), 4797 nucleotides long. RefSeq names its product protein espinas (gene esn). Lineage: Eukaryota; Metazoa; Arthropoda; Insecta; Diptera; Drosophilidae. The transcript is spliced from 6 exons. The record is from RefSeq and is a predicted model, not a curated record. The coding region runs from base 256 to 3807 and encodes 1183 amino acids. Gene Ontology annotation, molecular function: zinc ion binding.
GAUCCUCAGUUGUUUGAGCAGCCCCGAAGCGAGCGGUUCGCGAUCUGCUCUUGCGCGAAGUUUCUCAAAUCGAUAAAACCCAAGCAAACAACCGAUCUACCGAUCGAUCGCGAGUGCAAGUGCACGUAACUGGAGCAAUCGGAUUGCCCGUUAAUUGCUGGCGACACUAAUUGCAGUAGGCCGCAUGCCAGCCCCGUUUGUACUGUUAAUGUGUCAAUUGAUUGAUUGGCCCGCGAACCGUGAUUGAAGCGCGCCAUGCUCGCGAAGAAGCGCUGGUGGCAGAUCCGCCUGCCGCAGGUGGGCAAGCAGGACCAGUCGCGCAACUACCGCGACAUAGUCAACCUCAGCGAGUGCUCCUCGGUGCUGGCCAACACGGCCACCACGAUCAGCGACAGCUCCACCACCACGGCCAGCAGUGGCAGCCCCACGCGCCACCGCAGCUGCGACAGCCUGUCCAAGAGCUCGCAGGCGGAGCCGGGCAAGCUGUUCCCCCGCAACAUGCCCAGUAUACGGCGGAGUCGCCGCCGGGCCGUGUCGGCGGAGCGGGAGCGGGAGCGGGAGCGCCUGGCCAGCAGGGAUCGGCCGGCGGACCAAGUGCUGCCACCCAAAAUGCCACAAAUAGGCGCCGCACAGCAGUCCCGACUGUCCACGGUGACGAAGCUCACGCCCCGGAAGACAGGUGGCAAGCCCACCUGCUCCAAGGGCCGAAGCAAUCCGCCACCCGCGAAGUGCAUCGUUAAGUCGGCGGUGCGAGCCAAGACCAAGCCAAGGCCCAGAAUCACACUGGCACCCUACGAAAUAGCCCUGGAGCUACCGAACCAGUCGCCAGCCCCCACUCUGGCCAUGGCUGUGGCCCAGUCCUCCGGCUGCGAGAAGCGGAAGUCGAGCAGCGAGGAACAGUUCCACUCCUCGGGCAUCUCCUGCAACGGGGAGACCGACGACGACGUGGAGGUGGCCAUGCUCACCGGCAGCCUGACUCCAGCCCAGCUGGCCAGGAUCCAGGGGCACCAGCAGCAGCACCAGCAGCAGCAGAAAGCCGUAUCUUUUCCCGUCGGGGAUCUGAGGCACCUGAACCUGUGCCGCAACCGAAACGCCGUUUGGCUGAACCCGAACCCCAAGGACACGGAACAGCUGAUCGAGGUGGACAGGAGCCGCAGCGAGGCCUUCUGCUACUUCAACAGGGCCAUUGCCGACGAUAUCCAGCUCAGCGAUAUUGAAGAACAAUUGGCCCGCUUUGAUGGCCACUCAAAGAGACCGCCGCCGCCAGCAGCCAAACUCACCCAGCCCAGCCAAGCCAUCAGAAAAUUCAAGCCCACGCCCGCGCCCCGCUCCACCAGCAACAUGCAACAGACCCCGCAGCAGCAGCAACAGCCGCAGCAGCAGCAGCAACACCAUCCGCCCAGCAGCAGCAGCAGCUACUACACGCAGACGGAGAGCGAGUUGCUGCAGAUCGAGGCGGGCGGAACGGGCCUGGUCUUUGCCCCCCAGUCGCAGUCGCAGUCGCAAUCCCACUCGGCGGUCAGUCAGGUGGCAUCCACGUCCAAUUUAGACGUGCCCUCGGCCGCCUCCAGCGGCAGUGGGGGCAGCGGGGUCAGCGGGGGCAGUGGUGGAGGCCCGGGGUCAACGGGUGCCUUUGUGUCGCCGCUGCAGCGCCGCCACUGCCAGCCGCCCAGCCAUCUGCCGCUCAACUCGGUGGCCUCGCCCUCGCCGCUCCGCACCGCCAGCUACAAGUCGGCGGCGGCGGUGGCGGGCCACGGUGGUGGCUUCCACCACAGCCACCACCAGCAGCUGGACUUCCAGCGGAACUCGCAGUCGGACGACGACAGUGGCUGUGCCCUCGAGGAGUACACUUGGGUGCCGCCGGGUCUGCGCCCCGACCAGGUCCGCUUGUACUUCAGUCAACUGCCUGACGACAAAGUGCCCUACGUCAACAGUCCUGGCGAAAAGUAUCGUGUCAAGCAAUUGCUGAACCAGCUGCCGCCGCAAGAUAACGAAGUGCGCUACUGCCACUCGCUGAGCGACGAGGAGCGCAAGGAGCUGCGCAUCUUCUCGGCCCAAAGGAAGCGGGAGGCCCUGGGUCGAGGGGCGGUCCGCCUGCUGUCCGACGAGCGACCCUGCAAGGGGUGCGAGGAGCCUUUGUCCGGCGGUGACAUCGUGGUCUUCGCCCAGCGGCUGGGCGCCCAAUUGUGCUGGCAUCCGGGCUGCUUCGUGUGCAGCGUCUGCAAGGAGCUGCUGGUGGACCUCAUCUACUUCCAGCGGGACGGCAAUCUCUACUGCGGUCGGCACCACGCCGAAACACAAAAACCACGCUGCUCUGCCUGCGAUGAGAUAAUCUUCUCGGACGAGUGCACGGAGGCGGAGGGUCGGACGUGGCACAUGAAGCACUUCGCCUGCCAGGAGUGCGAGCACCAGCUGGGCGGGCAGCGGUACAUCAUGCGCGAGGGCAAGCCCUACUGCCUGGCCUGCUUCGACACGAUGUUCGCCGAGUACUGCGACUACUGCGGCGAGGUGAUCGGCGUGGACCAGGGCCAGAUGAGCCACGACGGGCAGCACUGGCACGCGACGGACCAGUGCUUCAGCUGCUGCACCUGCCGCUGCUCGCUGCUGGGCCGGCCCUUCCUGCCCCGGCGGGGCACCAUCUACUGCUCCAUCGCCUGCAGCAAGGGCGAGCCGCCCACGCCGUCGGACACGAGUUCGGGUCCCCAGCUGCGGCCCACGCACCGCGCCUCCACCUCCAGCCAAAUAGCCAGGUCGCCGCGGCGGGCGGGUGAACGAGAUCGCGAGCGGGACCGGGAGCGGGAUCGGGAUCGGGAGGUGGGACGAAAGGGCCACCAUGGCCAUUGCAAGGCCACGGGCAGUGCCGGUGAUCUGCUGGAGCGGCAGGAGCGGCAGCGCAUGGAGGCUGUCGGCGUGGCGGAUCUACUGCUCGGAGGAGGGGUGCCCGGCAUGCCACGCCCCGCCCAUCCGCCGCCCAUCGACCUCACCGAGCUGGGCAUCAGCCUGGACAACAUCUGCGCCGGCGACAAGUCCAUUUUCGGGGACGCCCAGACGCUGACCACCUCGAUGCCGGACAUGCUGCUCUCGAAGGCGGACGACUCGCACAGCUACCAGAGCAUCGACAAGAUCAACCUGAACUCGCCGAGCAACUCGGACCUCACGCAGAGCACCCAGGAGCUGGCCCACGAGCUGGAGCUUGAGCUGGAGCUGGACAACGAGCCGGUGCGUGAGCUGCCCCACGACGGCUACGAGCAGCUCUUCGCCGGCAAGCGCAGCCAGGAGCACCAGCAGCAGCAGCAGCAUCAGCACCCGGCCGAGGACGACGAGCAGCUGGACAACCGGCCGAUGAAGGAGGUGCGCUUCCACAGCGUCCAGGACACGAUGUCGCGCUCCAAGAGCUAUACGGACAACUCGAAUGCCCGGCGGCGGCGGCGGCGGCGCAACCAGUCGCGCAGCUCCUCCGAGAUGCAGAUCAACCAGACGAACCUGCGCCUGCACAACGCCCAGACGCAGGUGAACAACGGCGGAGCGCUCAACCUGCUGAACAACCUGGACAACUGCGACGUGGCCAGCAUCUGCUCCACCUGCUCCUCCAGCUCCUCCAGCGACAUGGACGACUACGUGUACCGGCUGCCCGCGCGCAAGCACUACGGCGGCGUGCGGGUGGCCUACGUGCCCAACGACGCCCUCGCCUACGAGCGCAAGAAGAAGCUGGCCCAGGACUCCACGCUGGCCAUGGGCAUGGCCACUGGCGGCGGAGUGGCGUCCCCGGCGGUCAUGCACGAGAGCAAGAACUGCACCAUCUCCUGACCACCCCCCAUGCUGCCGCCGCCGCCCUUCAACCUGAGCAGCUACUACAUCCUGGACACGAUCCUGGAGGAGCAGAGUCUGAUGCUGCCGGAGAAGAAGCCCGGCUGCCUGAGGCGGGUCUGGAACUUCUUCGGGCUGGGCAAGCACCGCCACUCCACGUCCCAGCACACCAGCAACGGCCGACUGUACAGCGUCUAAGUGAGCUUGAAAAGUGAAAAGUGAAAAGUCUUUUUCAACACGGUUGCCAUGCUGGCAAAACCAUUAAUUCUUGUCCACUAUCCAUUACAUUCGGGUAGGAUGGCAGCCGGGGCUGUAAAUAACAUAUCCACAUGUAUAUUAUACUGUUUAAGAAGACACAUAUGAGAUCAGAGAUGAGGGAAAUCGUUGUACAAAGCUAAAACUAUAUCAUAUUUGCAUAUUCAUAUACACAUGCCCCGACAGGGCCAUUUCCAUAACUAAUAAGGUAUUCUAGUGCUAGACGUAGGCAGAACAGAAACAAACGAAAAGUAGAGACCACAAACAACGCAAUCAACGAACAAUAAUCUCCAACGAAAUCCAGUCGAUGGCCAACAAAAGAAUCUUCAAAAGAGUGAAAGUAUAUUAGCCAAAUGUGCAAUGAUUUAAAAUGGCAAGAGCAGAACGCGGAAUAAACUCCACUGCCACAAACAAAACGAAGCUUUGAGACACAAAACCAUUAACAUUUACAAUAUUUGCGGUUUCCUUUCGUCGACAUUUUGUUAAGCAAAUCAAAUUGAAGAUUCUUUUGUUCGCAAACCAAACGUUUUAUGUAAUUUGCGUGCUUUCUCCGCAGCGUGAAAGGGAAAUUGUUAUAUAAAAGGAAUGUGUCCAGAAUACUUGGAGUGAAGAAAGUUUUUUCAAGCGAUCAGCGAGAGCUGAUCGAAAACAUAUGUCUAAGCUAUGCUAUAUCAACAAGUGUGUAUGGAAACAUAAUCAAAAGUAAAAUAUAUGUCUGUGUAUUUUAUUCUUAAA